CUCUUCAGCUGCUAUUUACCAGCACACUUCCCACCCCACCCCAUGUAUCUUCCUGCUCCUCCUCCUCCUUUUUCUUUGCCGUCUGAAAAUAACUUGACGGUAAUCAGUAACAGCUGAUGUCAGGACAUUUACAGUAUCAGACAUUUUUAGUGAGUUGUUGGACACAUUCAACAAAGGGAAGACGGCUUUAUCAGUGGACUCUACCCAACAGCUGCAGACAAACUUUGUGGAUGUUUCCUGAAAUAUGUGGAUGAGAUUGGACAUGGGACAUUGCAAUCAUGUGGAUAAAGUUAACAAAAUUCAAGGUGAUAUUGAUAACAGUUAUAACUCUUUUUGGAGUAGUAUGUUUUCAACAAAAAAAUCAACAGGCCACUAGCAAACUUACAUCAAAUGUUUUAGCAUCCAUUUCCACUGACAAUCAAUCUCAUAGACUGAAAAAUGUAACCUCUAAGCCUAUAACAGCAUAUACCAUUCUAAGCAAAGGAAAUGGAAUCUUAUUUAUGGAGACCACAGACAGAAUGGAACCACCAUCCCUGGUCUUAUGUGCUAUUGAGUCAGCGGCUCGAGUCUACCCUGACAGACCAGUUGUCUUCUUUAUGAAAGGACUGGGGGAUAUCAUGACAGAGGAAGAUGAGCACAGAAUUCGCAAACACUUUCCAACUCUUUUACAUUUUGAUAAUAUCUACUUCUUGCCAUUGAAAAUGGAGGAGCUGUUCAUGUAUACACCACUUAUUACUUGGUAUAAAAAGGUGAACCCCAAAAAAGAAAAGUACUGGACCCAUGUUAUUUCUGAUGCCAGCCGGUUUGCUAUGAUGUGGAAACAUGGUGGAAUUUAUAUGGAUACUGAUGUAAUCUCCAUUCGCCCAAUACCUAAGGAUCAUUUCGUAGCAGCUGAAUCUACUAGAGUUACCAGCAGUAGUGUUUUUGGGCUGCCACCCUUUCAUAGCGUGACCUGGGAGUUUAUGGAAAAUUUUGUGGUGGAAUACAAAGGAUAUAAAUGGGGACACCAAGGACCAGGAGUGUUCACACGUGUUAUAAAAAAGUUGUGUGGAGAGAUAGUAUUUACAUUUUUGGUAGAUACUGUAUGUGGAGAUAUAUUUUACUUUCAUCCUUAUCGUUUCUACCCAAUUUUGUAUACAUCCUGGGAAAAAUAUUUUGAAGUUAAUGAAAAUCCACCAACUUUCACAGACUCGUAUGGCCUACAUCUAUGGAACUAUAAAAACAAAGUUGGUCUAACCAUGGUUCCUGGAAGUAAUACAUUAGUGGAGCACCUCUAUAAAAAAUACUGCCCGCUCACAUAUGGAGCAAUUCUGAGAAAUGAAACAAUUUACAUUUAAAAAUAACUUUACUCA
This is a messenger RNA of Rana temporaria (common frog), 1352 nucleotides long. RefSeq names its product alpha-1,4-N-acetylglucosaminyltransferase-like. The transcript has 3 exons. Gene Ontology annotation, biological process: protein O-linked glycosylation. The record is from RefSeq and is a predicted model, not a curated record. Lineage: Eukaryota; Metazoa; Chordata; Amphibia; Anura; Ranidae. Bases 279 to 1337 code for a protein of 352 amino acids. Gene Ontology annotation, molecular function: acetylglucosaminyltransferase activity.